Molecule: messenger RNA, 1448 nt
Organism: Nilaparvata lugens (brown planthopper)
Lineage: Eukaryota; Metazoa; Arthropoda; Insecta; Hemiptera; Delphacidae
Product: glutathione S-transferase 1-1
Exons: 6
Coding region: 708-1370 (220 amino acids)
Biological process (GO): glutathione metabolic process
Molecular function (GO): glutathione transferase activity
Source: RefSeq, a predicted model, not a curated record
UCAAUGCACCACUCUCAUUAUGUCACACUACACUCCAACACCACUCACUCUUCCACUGUCUCUCAUUUCUCAUCACUCUGUUUCCCUCUUUGUUAGUUUUGGGAGAAAGGGAAAGCUCACCACAGGCCAAUGACCUGAUCCCCUUCCCAAACAAAUUUCAAACUCUUCGUGUUCGCGGGCUUGAUAGCAGUGUUUAAGAGAUUGGUCAGAACUGGUUGUUGAGAGUUGUAAACUUGUUGCGUGCUGAGAAAGAUGACGUUCAUGGUUAGUUGUUAGUAUUGUUUGAAAUUGUUUCAAGUUAUUACAGUCACUCUAUUAUUAUUCUACUUUUCAUAUAUUUUAUAGAGUCUACAAAACUUCACAUUGAAUAAUAUUGUUAUCAUUGAUGCAUGAGUUUCCAAGUGUCGACAGUUCUAUACACUACUCUACGUAGUUACUCUGCUGCACAGUGAAGGUAAUCAGUUAGUGAAUUGCUUGCAAACGUCAAGAAAUGGGAGAUAAGCAGUGUCAUUCUUCAUAGGUAGUGGGCGUUGGUUAACAUUCACAUCUUUUGCACAUUAACAAAACGCAAACACAGUGUGUGGUGGUCAACAUCGUUCACAUUCGAUUUCUAAAACUUUUUUAUUUUGUUUUGGUGUGCUUAUCUGCAGAAUUGGUGCGUAGACGAAAACUACUCAUUGAACCCUGAUAUUUUCGAACAAUAGAAUAUGGCAGCAGUGACUUUAUAUCAUUUCCCAUACAGUGCCCCUUCCAGGGGUGCCCUACUAGCAGCUCGAGCUGUCGGUGUUCCCGUUGAAAUCAAAGAAAUAAACCUUUUUGAAGGAAAACAACUCGAACCAGACUUCAUCAAGAUCAAUCCUCAACACACUAUACCCACCCUGAAAGAUGAUGAUUUUGUUCUUUGGGAUAGUCAUGCCAUCGCAAGUUAUUUAGUAACAGCCUAUGGGAAAGACGAUAAGCUCUAUCCGAGGAACCCACAACAGAAAGCCAUUGUGGACCAAAGACUGUACUUCGAUGUCGGUAUUCUCUACCGAAGAGUGAGAGAAAUAUUUUUCCCAGUUGUGAGGCUUGGAGAGAAGACAGUGGGUGAAGAAAAGAAGAAGAGCAUGGAAGAAGCCCUGGGAUGGAUGGACCAGUUCCUGACAGGCAGACCAUGGCUGGCCGGCACUGAGUUCACCAUCGCUGACUGCUGUUGUGCUGCCUCCAUUUCUACUCUUGUUGAAAUGGGGUAUGACAUAUCUAGUCAUAGGAAAACAUCAGAAUGGUACGAGAAGUGUAAAACCGAGCUGCCUGGUUUCGAUGAGAACCUAGAAGGUGCUAAAAUACUUGGAGAUGCUUUCAAACAAAAGGUUGAUCCGGGGCAGAUAUGAUUUCAACAUAUCGAAUCAAUUUUAUUAUUUUUGAGACCGUACACAUUUUAUCGAAAUACAUUCUAGUUUCUAUCCACA